This is a messenger RNA of Carassius auratus (goldfish), 1922 nucleotides long. RefSeq names its product pleckstrin homology domain-containing family D member 1-like. The record is from RefSeq and is a predicted model, not a curated record. The coding region runs from base 35 to 1705 and encodes 556 amino acids. NCBI's taxonomy places the organism in Eukaryota, Metazoa, Chordata, Actinopteri, Cypriniformes, Cyprinidae. The transcript is spliced from 13 exons.
CACAUCCAGUACCAGCUGAUGUCACUAUUGACAGAUGCAUCAUUCCACGUCGCUGAAUAACUGGAGGAUAUCAUCACAAGCUCUGUCUGUCUGGAUGCAUCUCUAUAGGAUUAUAGGACAGUGUACAUGCUACUAUUUUAACUUUAUUGACUUCUUUUUUUUUUUUACCACACCUCCUCCUCUCGUACUUCCUGUGAAAGAGUCAGCUAUGUUCUCCUCGUCCAAACCCUCCCUACUCUUGCCCUGGACCUCCAUGGAUCAAGCUGACUCGGACGCUUUGGACAUCAGCACUAAAGUGCAACUGCAUGGGGUUCUGUGGAAGAGACCUUUCGGGAGGCCCUCAGCCAAGUGGUCCCGCAGAUUCUUCAUCAUCAAGGAUAGUUUUCUUUUGUACUAUGCUGAGAACGAGAAAAAAAGCUUUGAGACCAAUAGAUACUUCAACAUUCACCCCAAGGGGGUGAUUCCAUUAGGUGGAUGCAUCGUCGAGCCAAGAGAAGAUCAAGGGAUGCCAUUCGCUAUGGUUAUCAACCAUGAAGACUUCACAGGAAACAUUGUCCUGGCUGCUGAAUCCGAGCCAGAGCAGAGCCAGUGGGUGGAGAUGCUUCAAGAGUCAGGGAAAGUCACUUGGAAGAAUGCUCAAUUGGGUGAGGCUAUGAUUGAGAGUCUUGAAGCUCAGGGACUACAGCUGGCUAAAGAAAAGCAGGAAUACUUGGAUAAGCUCAUGGAGGAGACUGAAGAACUGUGCUUGCAACGAGAACAGAAGGCGGAGCUGGAGAAACUGAAUCAAUUGCUGGAGGAAGAGAAGCAGAAGUUUGAGGAAGUGGUUCAAGAGCUGAGAACAGAGCAAGAUCAAAUUAAACUAGAUAUGGACGGUACCGCUCAGUGUCUGAAAGGAGUGGAAAAUGAGAAAGAGGAGCUUCAUAAUCUUACCACGAUUCUGCAGAAGUCUCUAGAGGAGUUAUCCCAAGAGAAAAAGCGUACCCUCGAGCUGCUGCGAGAAAGAGGACAGGAUGCGGCUGAAACAGGAAGUGAUCGACGUGGCUCUUUAGAUGCUCAGAAUCCAGAGGUGCAGCUUCAGGGCAACCUGCGGCACAUCGAGGAGCAGAUGAAGAGCCUGCUCAGAGAGAAAGAACAAGCAGAGGAAAGGCUGAAGGAGAAUGAAAAGCGAGCCAAAGUUCUGCAGGAGGAGAGGGAGUUUUAUUCUUCUCAGGCUCAAGCUCUCCAGCAGUCUCUCACACAGCUCACCGCAGACAAACAGCACACCGAGGAAGAGCUGAAGGCAGAGAUGGAGUCUCGUGUGGAACUGGAGUGUAGGCUGAAAUUGGCUGAGGAGGCUCUGCAAGAUCUAGAGCAGGGUCUAAAUGCAAUAGAACGCACCCAUGAGAGGGACGAAAGAAUGAAAGGAGACGUCAGCCAUCUCCGCAAGUUCUUUGAGGAAUGCAUCUGUGCUGCGGAGAUUGAGGCCAAGUUACCGUCCAUCAUGAAGAACGCAGUGUAUCUGCAUAAAGCUGCAGCUCGACGCAUCAAAAGUUGCCGUAUCCAGAGACGGGCCUCCAGACAGCACUGGUUGAAGCACUCUCAAUCCUUUGCCUCCUCUCGCGGUGCCUCCUCCAGUCUUGAAGAGUUGAGAGAAACUGCCCGGCGUCUGACUUCAGAGACCUACAAGAUCAUCACCCGCCAGAAGAGCGUUCAGUCCCAGGACUAACAGUGUUCUGACUGAUGGACUGAUGGAGAGACGGGAAGUUGUUUAGCCAUCCUGCUCUAUGCUGUCCAAGUGUGCAACUUCUGGUGAAAGUUAGGCAUUCAUAAGUCAGUAAGGGAAAUCUGCACAUUCAAUGUGCUGUCAUACUUUAGGACUGUGUGUCCUUCUUAUUGAGUACAUGUGAAUGUGAAACACUGUAGGAUAAUAAAACUAUAUGAAA